Messenger RNA from Daucus carota subsp. sativus, 519 nucleotides. RefSeq lists its product as uncharacterized. The coding region runs from base 1 to 519 and encodes 172 amino acids. NCBI's taxonomy places the organism in Eukaryota, Viridiplantae, Streptophyta, Magnoliopsida, Apiales, Apiaceae. The transcript has a single exon. The record is from RefSeq and is a predicted model, not a curated record.
AUGGCAUCUCAACUGAUAGCAAGUCACCGCGAAAAUGCAGUAGUAGUGACUGACAAAGCAGCCAUCAAGAAAAAAAUAUCAGAGGUUCUAAAAAAUGCCAAGUUUCCACUAGGAGUCAUGCCGGUUGAUGAAGCGGUGGAACUAGGCUACAAUCCCUCCUCCGGGUUCUUGUGGAUUAUUCGAAAAAAGAAGUUGGAACAUUUUUUCAAAGGCAUUAACAGGAAGGCCACAUUGGAUGCCGAAGUGACAGGGUUCUUAGAGGAGCGCAGAAUGAAGAAGAUCACAGGUAUUAAGGCCAAGGAGUUGAUGAUUUGGGUGUCUCUUACUGAUUUCCGCAUUGAUGAUCCUGCGUCCGGGAAGAUUAUCUUCACCGCAACUGCUGGAAUCACCAAGACGUUUCAGAUCUCCGCUUUCGAGGAGGAGGAGGAAGAAGAGGAGGUGAAGAAGGUUGAAGAAAAGGUUGCGGAGCCGGGGAAAAAAAUGGAGGAGGCUAAGAAAGAGGUGGAGGUGAAAAAUUAA